Aspergillus ibericus CBS 121593 is the source of this 1091-nucleotide messenger RNA. RefSeq lists its product as uncharacterized. The record is from RefSeq and is a predicted model, not a curated record. Bases 180 to 950 code for a protein of 256 amino acids. The transcript has a single exon. Lineage: Eukaryota; Fungi; Ascomycota; Eurotiomycetes; Eurotiales; Aspergillaceae.
GCAUUCUCAUGUAACGACUUAUCUGGAUUGACGACUGCAUGACUGGGCGUUUAAAGAUCUUGUUUUUGUGCUUUUGAUGGUUCUUUUCGCGAUCGCUUGGGCGAUACUCAUUGACGACGGAGUUGAAGCUAGCUGGCUGGUUGCGACUCAGCUUGAGGCCUGUCUACUGGAGGCAGUGCAUGAUCUUGUUCAUUUUCUGCGACGAUGGUGGUGGUGGUGGUGGUGUUGUUGUUGUUGUUGAUGUGGUGGUGGUAGUGAAGGCGAGGAGUCCAGUCCACGGAUUCAAGGAGAGCGACCGGCUGCCCCAAGUGGCGGUGGGCGAGCCGGCCAGGUGGCCAUCCGCUAUACCCAACGCCAGGCGGUUUGAUGCCCGGGCUGCCCCCCCACCGCCGUUUCCUCCGUAUUGUCCCCUGUCGAGAUUCCUCUUCCGCGCCCCUCUGUUGCCCUCUUCCCUCGCAUUGUCCUGUUUCGAUACUCCCCUUGUUCUCAUACCCUCAUCCUUACCCUUACCCUUACCCUUACUCGGACCCUCUCCUGGAUAUCUAUCGGAGAGUUAUUGGGGCCUACUUUCGCCCCUUUACUUCUGGUCCGAGAGUACACUAGAUGCAAACCAAAAAAAGACAAAAGACGAAAGAAAUUCCCACCCUCUCGAUCUUCCCACGAAGGCGAUGGACUGUCUCUGUUAUAGUGACCCCUGCUUGAUACCCCCGCAUGCCCCCUAUGUUUCCUUUGGUUCGGAUGCUUCCCUCUCGGUCGACCUGUUGUGCCUGUUAUCCCCCCUCCCCUGUGCUCUCUUCCUGUCUCUUCCCCCCCCCCUUUUUUAUCUUUUACUCCCGUGGCGCUCAUCCUUGCCUAUGCCCGGUCAGCUGCCCCUGGCGGGCAUCAGCGGUCAAAGGAUGUGGCAGCCGUCACUGCAUAGUGACCCUCGCAAUGUACGUUGGAAUGGAUAGCUGUGAAUGACCGAAGAACUAGAAAUAUAUGACCCCGAGGAAGAAGGCCUGUGUCCGAAGUAGCGUGUAAUAAUGUAGAUCCGGGGAAGGUAGUCGAAAUAGACAGCCGUCUCGAGGCCUAAUCCCCCGCGAGCCGGACUG